GCCCUUGGUUGCGGGGUCGUGGCCGGCGCCGGGACCGCAGCAUUCAGGAUGAAUUUAAUUCAGCUUGUGCGGGACCACUGGGUACAUGUUCUUGUCCCUAUGGGAUUUGUCAUUGGAUGUUACCUAGACAGAAAGAAUGACGAAAAGCUAACUGCCUUCCGGAACAAGAGUUUGUUAUUUAAAAGGGAAUUGAGACCCAAUGAAGAAGUUACCUGGAAGUAAAGGCUGUGGCUGAAUUACAGAAUGUUCACAUUUUUUAAAUUAUGAGAAAAAUAAAAACACUUAAUUUGAACAAU
Miniopterus natalensis is the source of this 296-nucleotide messenger RNA. It is a transcript of the gene NDUFB1, whose product is annotated as NADH:ubiquinone oxidoreductase subunit B1. The record is from RefSeq and is a predicted model, not a curated record. NCBI's taxonomy places the organism in Eukaryota, Metazoa, Chordata, Mammalia, Chiroptera, Miniopteridae. Gene Ontology annotation, cellular component: respiratory chain complex I; mitochondrion.